ACAAAAGAAACGCAGAUAUCCCCACCCACGUAUUGCUAGCUACUAGCUCGGCCUAUAUAAACCAACGGGCAUCUCGCAAGUCUUCAUUCUACAGACGCCAGUUCAGGUAUUAAGUUGGCAUAUAAAUAUAUCGCUCAGUUAUUCGCGAGAUUUGUUUGAAUCCAUUCAGCAGGCAACGCUUACUUAGUCAAAUCGAGUAAAAAAAUCGUUGCGAUCACAGAUCUCGAGAUCCUUUCCUAUCCCACACUACUACCUUACAGUAUCCAUUCACCAAUCUUUCAACCUUUCGUCUAAACUGUCUGGAACACAAUCAUUUCGUACAUUUUCAGUCGAAAAGAAAAACAAAGAGAAAUUCUUCGUCGAGGAAGAAUCGUUUUUUGCUACUGCUGAUCUACGUCGAUUCAAUAGAGGCAUCCACAGGAUCCAUAGGGACCAUUUCUUUUAUGCAAAAGCUUGCUCAGAUGUUUGUAAACAAGAUGAAAGCUGCCGUAGUAUUCGCAGUUAUUUUACUGACUGUUCUGUUCAUCGCCGAUUGUUCCUAUGCUGCUGCCAUGAAAUCCGAGGAAUUCGCUCAACAACUCGAGAAGAUUAUCAAGGAGAUGCACCUUGACAAUCGGCGGUUACGAAGGGCAACUCAAAGCAUAUACGAUCGGCCAAAUACAAUUUGCUACGAUACACCGUGCGGAUGGAAUACCUACGACUCUGAGACACGGCAGACCACAGAAUUCGCUGAACAAGAGAAGAUUAUCAAGGAAAUGCAGCUUGACAACCGGCGGUUACAAAGGGCAACUGUAAGCGUAGACAAUCGGCCAAAUAGAAUUUGCUACGAUACACCGUGCGGAUGGUAUACCUACGACUCCUUGACACGGCAGACCACAGUUUUCAUGCCGAAUACCUGUAAAUGUCCUGACGAAACGUACAAGUGUGUGCGUACAGGCGAAAAGGUGUCUAUGAGUGCGUACAUAUAUCACUGUCGACAAAAUACAACGGCGGAUGACAUCGAGGCAGAAAUGUUUGAUGAUAUGGAAUAUCUCAUGUAAGAGAGGCGCAGAUAUACUUGAGCGACCAGUGGUUUUUCGCUGUUGCCGCCAUCGCGCCGAACGGAGCAAUUCUCAAAUUUUGUAUCGAGAUAAAACAUAUAUAGUUGAAAUAUAUAUCGAUUAUAUUAUACCAAUUGUAUUAACCACUAAUGAUUUGAAUACUUUUAACAAAUCCUGUAGUAAAUGUUGUAGAGUAAAAAUAAAUGGGAAUAAAUA
Messenger RNA from Heterotrigona itama, 1256 nucleotides. The record is from the annotation of a GenBank genome assembly. Lineage: Eukaryota; Metazoa; Arthropoda; Insecta; Hymenoptera; Apidae.